This is a messenger RNA of Spirodela intermedia, 267 nucleotides long. The record is from the annotation of a GenBank genome assembly. Lineage: Eukaryota; Viridiplantae; Streptophyta; Magnoliopsida; Alismatales; Araceae.
AUGCGGACGAAGGCCGGGAACCGCCGGUCCAUGGUGCUCGCGCCGACGGUGACGAUCCAGGGGGCCUCAUUGGCGACGGAGCCCGGCGCCGGCCCGUUGUUCCCCGCCGCGCAGAUCACCACCACACCCUUCUCCAUGGCGCGGAAGGCGCCGAUGGCGAUGUUGUCCUCGAAGAGUGGGAGCGGGAAUCCCCCCAGGGAGAGGGAAAGCACGUCGACGCCGUCGCUGAUGGCGUCGUCGAUCCCGGCGAGGAUGUCGGAGCUGUAG